CUGCCAUCAGCUGUCCUACUCGCUAUGAGCUGUUCAUGGGGAAGUGUUACCGCUUCUCCGUCGAUCGUAAACCCUACAACGAGUCACGGGCCACUUGUCACGAAGAGGGUGGCCGCCUAGCAACAGUGAAGAAUAACGAGACCCACAACUUCCUGGCCAAUCACGUGAGAGCUACAACUAAAGCACACACCUGGAUCGGGCUGAGUGAUCAGGAGACAGAGGGGCUGUGGGUUUGGGAUGAUGGUACGUUGCGGGUUGGUGAUGGGUUCUGGGGUACAAAGGAACCAAACGGUGGUACAAGGGAAAACUGUGUUCACAUUUAUCCGGAUAAGGACUACCGCUGGAAUGAUAGUACAUGCCCAAGCUCUUACUACUACAUCUGUGAAAUCUAAGGCUAGCUAACAUUAGCUACUUCAUGUAGACUAUAUAGCCAGCUACUACAUGUAGACUACAACUGUAUAAUAAUGACAAGUAUACUAGCACUGUGACAACAUAAAACUAAAACAAGACAUACGUAUAGGCCUAGAUGUUUAUGCUUAUAACUUUUGCUAGACCUAUGUAAGAUGUCAAAGACAUAACUUAAGUCAGAAUAAAAGGAUAUGCGUUUAAAGUGACACAAAUGGAAAACGUUAUCGUUCUAAUUCGAAAUAUGGUAGCCUAGAUGUCAGACUGUUUCGAGGGCCUAUACAGCCCAACUCCUCGGCUCUAGGACCAACAAGUAAAACCUACAUGAAGCCCCCCUGAGUUAGACCCUGAUAAACAUGAUA
Molecule: messenger RNA, 767 nt
Organism: Branchiostoma floridae (Florida lancelet)
Lineage: Eukaryota; Metazoa; Chordata; Leptocardii; Amphioxiformes; Branchiostomatidae
Product: C-type lectin domain family 4 member F-like
Exons: 1
Coding region: 36-392 (118 amino acids)
Source: RefSeq, a predicted model, not a curated record